GAAAUUUAUUGCGAGAGUAAGACUUAAAUAAUUAAAUAAUUUUAAAUUGUAAAAUCAAGGAUUAAACUACUCUAAAGAUGGGUGGAUGCAUUUCAGAGCCGAUAGGAAGUGUUGCGAGUGAUACUAAAUUUGAGGAUCUUUUGUCAUUCACAAAGAAAAAAGUUUUGCGAUCAAUCAUAAAUUUUCAAGGAAUUCAAACGACAUUGUUCGAGCUGAUUGAUUAUGACUUAGAAAUUCUGAAGGAACUGACUGGUGAAAAUAUUCAGAAACUUUUACAAAAUAAAGAAAUGAUGAAGAUUGGUCAAGUUUGUGAAUUAAACCUAAAAUAUCCUUUUGUAGAGAGAAAAUUUGUGCAUGAAGAACUGGAUUUUAGGUCUUAUCACUACAUUGACUCUGAAGAUGUGAAGUUUACAUUUAAAGACAUCAAAGAUCAAACAAAACAUUCGAAAGUUUUUAUUUUGUCAGACCAAGCUAGUUCCGGAAAAUCAGCUUCUUUUAUGGAUUUUGCAGCUAAAUUAAAGCAACAAAGUAGACUUCAUUGGGUCUCAUAUAUUGGAUUAAAUGAACAAAGGAAUUAUUUCGAGAAACUUGAUAAGACAUGCCCAAAUGAUUCGUUUAAAAUUUUAUUGCACUGCAUUGGAAUCACGUCACAAUUUGAAGCCAAAAUAUUCAGGAAGCUACUUACAAAUGGAAGGGUUAUUUUGUUGUUUGAUGGAAUUGAUGAAAUCAUCCCAUCUUGUACAAAUGUUUUAAAAGAACUUUUUGAGUUUUUGACAUGGAGAUCAGACUAUAGAAAUCAGCUGUGGAUAUCAACGCGACCGAAUAUGUCAUCAAACUCUAAAGAGAUUUUGAAGCAACAACAUGAAUUCAAAUUUGCUCCACUUAAACAAGAAGACAAAGAAUUAUUUAUAAAAGGUAUUUUGGAAUUUUAUGGAAUUUUCUACAAGGAUCAGCAGAAUAAGAUAAAAGGUGAUGUUCUUUAUUUCAUGAGUAAUUUAGGAUCAGAUAAGGAUGUUGACAACAUAUUCAUGAUUCAGUCAAUCACAGAAUAUCGAGUCAAAAAUUCGAUAUCUUUAAGCGAAGACAAUUACUUUGAAAUUUUUGCGAACAUGUUAGAAAGUCAAAAGGCUUCCUUCAAAAUACCUUCUUUGGAACGUGACAAUGACUCCUUGAUAAACAUUUGGGAUGUUCAUCGAGCUGUAGCACUAAUUAAAAGUUUCCCAAAUAUGAAACUGGAUUUAUUAUCGAUUGUUAAGAAAUGGAAAAAGGAUCGAAAAAAUUGGACAUCAGAUGUAAUACAACGUUAUGGAUACAUGCAUGGAAAUUUUGAUGACAUCAGCUCUGUUCGUUUUGUGCAUAAAAGCUAUUCUGAAUUUUUUGUUGCACAAUUUAUAAUCAAUUUCCUAUUUGAUGAUAACGAGGAUAUGGACAAAGCAGAAAUUAAGUCUAUAGUCAGUCUUUUUAUCAGAAUAAUGUGUAACUUUAAAAGUAACAAAAUAUGCUGUAACUUUUUGAUCAGCUACUUUAAGUUAUUUGGAUAUGGUAAGAAAGUUUGUGGUAAAGUGAAGCGAGUUAUUUACGACAAUCUUCGAGAAAUUCGUGAUCCCACCAACUCAGCAUAUCCUUCAAAAGACCUCUUAAGAAAUUUCGCAAUAUUCAUGUCAUUGGAUGAAGAGAUGAUGAAUAAGUUCUUCAAAUUUGAUGAGUAUGUGAAUCUACUCGAUGAAUUUGUUCUCAAAGGCUGGAUGGAGACUGACGCAUGUACUUUCAUAAAUGCAGUAACAGAUUCACUCGGUCCGGAUUGGCAUUUAAAGUUCAAUAAAUCUUCUGCAAAAUUGCUGACGCACAAGGAAAUUAAGGACUUAGAAGGAGAAUAUAAUGACAUCGAACAAAUAAAGAUUUGUGAAAUCUAUCGUAACAGCAACGAAACUGAAGCUAAGCAGAGAUUCUUAAAUGAUUUUGAUCAGAUAACAUGUUAUAAUGGAAUCAUCCAAGUUGAAACAAUUGCAAGAUUAAGAGAUUCAUUAUCAAGGGAUGACUUUAUAAAAAAGUGUUUAUUGAGGGUCUGUUACAAUCACAUCACACCAGAAGCUUUAAGUUUUAUUCACGAAAAUAUCAAGGAACUUUGCAGCUUUUAUUUAAUUAACAAGAUAUUAUUUGAUACUCAUCCUGAUGUCUCACCGCCACUUAUUCAAUGUUUGAGCAUUAAGAAUCCUGAGAUUUUCAAAAUUACGGCUGACUUCUAUAUUGAACAUAAACGCUCAUGGGAGGAACUACAAGAUUUUUUCCUACUAAGACCUUUAAGCAAUCUCUUUGUUGCAUGCACUACGCCUAUAUAUGGACCGUACAAAGAAUUCAUUAAAAACCUUUUUGAAAAUAACAAGUGGCAAUUAAUUCGAAAAGUUCAAGGUCAUAUCCUGUUUACACAAAAUUUAGAUUUAAGUGUCAAAUGUGAAAAUUCUGAAGAUUUAAUGAACUGGAUAUUUUUGAACAACAUUGAAGUUGGUCAAAGGAUUUACGAGAAAAUGUUUAAAAUAUUAGAGUGAAUUGUGCUGCAUUAUUUUGGAAUAAUAUAAGCUUUUACAUUUUGUAUCGUAUUUUCAUUUUGAAAGCAU
Molecule: messenger RNA, 2615 nt
Organism: Chironomus riparius
Lineage: Eukaryota; Metazoa; Arthropoda; Insecta; Diptera; Chironomidae
Source: the annotation of a GenBank genome assembly